Messenger RNA from Bradysia coprophila, 1184 nucleotides. RefSeq lists its product as uncharacterized. The record is from RefSeq and is a predicted model, not a curated record. NCBI's taxonomy places the organism in Eukaryota, Metazoa, Arthropoda, Insecta, Diptera, Sciaridae.
UGUUCUCUAUGAAAAGGUUUUCGCGUGUUACUCAAGCUAAAAACAGAAAUUUCAAUCUGACGAUCGUUCAAAGACAGUUUAGCUUACAGACAGUUCAGAGGCUCUUAGAUGAAGUUCCUAAUAUUCUUGGCGAUAUUUGGGCUGGCGCUGCUUACAGUCGAUGCUGCUAAUAGCAAGAGAAAGGAAGUUAGCUACAGCAUUAGAUCAACAUGGCUAAGCUACAGGAAGCAAGACCAAUGCAGUUGUAUGUGCAAUGAACAAUGGCAAGAAGGUGUUCAGGACUAUCAUGACGGAUGUGAAAGAGCUACCUCGCAAUACGAAGGUGACGCGAAUCCUCUAGCUGCCGUAGUUAUGGAUUCAUUCCGGGAAUUUCUGACGAUAGUGAUGGAAUCUGCUAAUUCCAACUCAACGAUAUUGAGCUCCAGCGGAAAGUCAAUGCUAAAAUCGAUGAGUAAAUGCAAGAAGCUCGACCGAUCUUCCAUGGUGAUUCUCACUGAAUUCGAGAAAGUUUUCCCGUUGGUGGCAAAUGAUCUCAGAAUUGUCGCAUUGAGGUUGAGCAAUCACAUUGGCCAUCUUGCAAAAUCCUUUACGGAUUCUGUACAGGAGCUCAGCUGUGUGUUUUCACAGUAUAUGCGAGAUCUUCUGUCCAGUUGCAGAUUGACUGGAUGCAAAAAGAAAGUUGAUCUCGAGCCUUCGCUGAAAAAAUUGCAAAAUCUGAUGAAUCUGGUGGCGUUAAUUUCGGAGACGCUAUUAAAGGAUUGCAACCCGUCAAUUGAAGCACAACAGUCAGUGUUGGUGCUUUCUGUCAUAUUUUGGUGGUUCCAGAUCGUCGUUCAAGGGAUAAACACUGCCACCAUGGAUAUACUGGGCCGAAGAGAUUGCGAGGUAUCACAAAAUAUCAAAUCGCUUUCGUUGUCAUUCGAUUUUGUGCUCGUGUCGAUUACCCAAGCCAUUUCUGGCGUUGUUGCGUCAUUUGUCAAAAAUAUCAAAGGAUUUCUGAGCAUGUUCGUCAACAUAACCCUGGCUUUGAAUACGGCGAUAAAGGACAUCUUUGGUGUAUUUAACGGAGUGACGGUAACUGUUGCCGAGAUAGCACGGAAUUUAUUCAAAAGUCUCGAGAUUACGUCUGCAACAGGACGAACGAACAUUGUAAAGGGAGUGAGGGGUUCCAAUUAACUUGAAUG